Messenger RNA from Lutzomyia longipalpis, 1164 nucleotides. RefSeq names its product probable cytochrome P450 313a4. Bases 1 to 1164 code for a protein of 387 amino acids. The transcript has 8 exons. The record is from RefSeq and is a predicted model, not a curated record. NCBI's taxonomy places the organism in Eukaryota, Metazoa, Arthropoda, Insecta, Diptera, Psychodidae. Gene Ontology annotation, molecular function: monooxygenase activity; heme binding; oxidoreductase activity, acting on paired donors, with incorporation or reduction of molecular oxygen.
AUGGCUCCUCAAUGGAAUGUGCAUCGAAAGCUUCUCAAUUCAAUGUUUAGUUUGAAAAUUCUUCAGUCUUAUCUUCCAAUUUUUAAUAAAGAAUCCAAAAUUUUGGUUUCUCGUCUUGAAGAUCUCUGCAACAGGAAGGAUCCCAUAGAUAUUUGCAUGUAUACGAAAACAAUGACUUAUGAUGCAAUUUACCAUACAACAUUGAAUAAGGAGCUAAGUACGCAACAGAACCAGAAUUUUGAUCUUCUCGAAAGCUCAAAUAAGGUCGCUGCUAUAUGUGGAAAAAGAGUUUUCAAUCCUUUCCUUCGGUGGGAUUUUAUCUAUCGGUUAACAUCCACUUACAGAGAAGAAAAGAAGUAUGAGAAAAUUAUUCGAGAACCAACAAUAAAGGCUAUAGAGGAAAGAAAAUUAAUUUGGAAGGAAAACUUUGAGAAAUCUCAGGAAAUUCAAAGUACAAAUUCGGAAAAUGAAGAAGAUUUUAGAAAGCCUCAAAUUUUCGUAGAUCAACUCAUGAAACUUCUUAUGAUUGAAAAGAAAUUUACCCAGGAAGAUGUUAUUGGUGAAGCUUCUGCAGUAAUUGGAGGAGGAUACGAAACAACAGGAAAUGCUCUUGCCUAUUGCAUCCUGAUGCUAGCAAUGUUUCCAGAAAAUCAGGAUAAAAUGUACGAAGAGAUUAAAUCAGUUGUUUUCGAUGAAGAUGUUCAUUGUGAGGAUCUCAACAAAUGCCAUUUUAUCGAAAGAUUUAUCAAGGAAGUUUUGCGUCUAUUCCCAUCGGCACCACUUAUUGGCAGAAAAGCUGCAGAUACAAUUAAAUUAGGAAAGUACAUCAUUCCAGAAGGAACCAACUUCCUAAUCCCAAUAAUUCUCGUACAUAGAAGUAGAGAGAUUUGGGGUUCUACCGCUGAGAAUUUUGAUCCAGAUCGUUUUCUCCCGGAGAAUAUGGAAAACAUUCAUCCCUACGCUUUCUUACCUUUCGCCGGAGGACCAAGACAUUGUAUUGGCAUUAAGUACACCUACAUGAUUAUCAAGACAGCCCUCAUUCAUAUUGUGAGAAACUUUAAAUUCCGCACUGAUCUUAAAUUGGAAGAUCUUGAUUUCGAAUGGGAUAUUACGUUGCAUCUCCUGAACAAACAUAUGGUUUACGUGGAGAAAAGAAAUCAUUAA